AUUAAUGUUUAACUUAUGCUAAAGAUCUAUAGAACAUUAAAAACACGUGUUUUUUAUAUAGGUGCGUUAUAAGAUUUUAUCGGACACCGCUUCAGUGGAUUUUCACGGACGGAUUUUGAUUUUGUGACAGAACAAGUGCCAGACUUGCAACAAAGGCCAAUGAGACAACCACGGGCAAGAAUUCAAAGAGCUUCCGAAAACAACAUGCCGAUGAAAGUCAAAAGUUAAAGAUAGAUCGCUAAAAAAUAGAAACAAAAUGAAUCAAAAUUCCUAUAGUCCAAACAGAAAAAAACCACUUGAGAAAAGAUCGUGUACGGAUUGCUUGUGCUUCCUCGGUUUCGGCGUGUUCAUAGCCUGCUGGUUGGGUUUGGCCAGCUAUGCCUAUCAAAAUUCAGACCAAGAGCUGUUCAUUUCACCGUCGGAUUCGAACGGUCAAGUGUGUGGUCGCAAUAAGAACGUGUCUGAUAAAUCGUACUUAUUCUUUUUUGACAUAACCGAAUGCACGUCACCAAUGAUUUUCGUCCACGGAUGCCAAACUCCUCAGGUAUGCGUGGAAAAUUGUCCAAAUACGGAUUGGUCCGUCAAAGACGUAUUGGACUCCAAAGAGUCUCAAAUCGACUGGCCGACCGUACAGAAGACCCUGAUAUGCGUCUCUCCUGAUCUCAAUAAAUUGGUCAAUUCGAAGGAAGUGCUAAAAAACUUUACGUCUUCCAACCUAUGUGCCAAAUAUUUUACUAGGAGUGAAACUCUGUUUAAUUAUUGUAUCCCUACGCUGAGCGGUGACUUAGAGAGUCUGAAACAAAUUCUGAAUUCCAACAAUAUUAUGAUGAGCAAUUUUAUCGACGGAACUGCUAUGGUCGAUUGGUUGAAAGUAUCGAAAGAAGCCAGUCAACAUGUAAUAGAAGAUUUGGAAAAAAGCUACCAACAUAUUGUAGUUGGUCUGCUCAUAGCCAUCUUCUUGAGUCUUACUUAYAUCYUGCUGCUGAGGUGGUUCAGUUGGAUAAUGGUUUGGAUGUCAAUGUGGGCCAUCGUGGGUUUAUUAGCUUUUGGUAGCUACGAAUCGUACGUAAAAUACAUGUCAUUCGGCGACUCCGAUACCGCGACUUCGAUGACGGAAGACGGAGAGCCGACUGACAUUGCCACGGGUGGCGGCCGGCAGAGCUGGACCAACUACGCAAAUUCGAAACUGAACAAAAAGUCCACUUGGUUGAUGUUCACUGUUGUGUCGACCGUCGCGCUGGUCGUGUUGUUGUUGAUCAUCGUGUUCUUGCGUAAACGGAUACGGCUGUCCAUAGCGCUAAUCGUGGAAGGAAGUCGAGCGAUACUCGAGAUAAAAACAUCACUGGCUUUCCCGGUGUUCCAGUGGCUAUUGUACUUGGUGGUGCUGAUUUGGUUUUUCAUUGUUGCCAUUUAUCUGUCGUCCAUGAAACUGUACGUCUUCAAAGUUAAAGGCCUCGCCAAUGAUCACGACUGUUUUUGCAACAACAGUUACUACAAGGACGGUGACUGGUGCACAGAGUCCAAAUGGGAACGGUACUGCAGUGCCAAAAGCCAAAACAAUACCAUGUGUAGACUGGCUAAAUGUGCAUACGACCAUACAGUAUCACAGGACUUCAUCACCGGACUUCAGCUGUUCAAUGUGUUCGGAAUGUUGUGGUUGAUGAACUUUGUGUCGGCAUUCUCCCAAAUGGUGUUGGCCAUUACGUUCACCUCGUGGUACUGGACGUUCCAUAAGAGGGACGUGCCAUUCUUCUCGCUCACAAGUUCCUUCUACAAAACAAUCAGAUACCACUUGGGAACGGUCGCUUACGGAUCCCUGAUCAUCGCCAUCUGCAAUUUCAUACGCGUGAUACUCGAGUGGGUGGAAACCAAACUGAAGAAGUAUGACAACUCGUUUACCCGAGCCAUAUUCACGUGCAUGCGAUGCUUCUUUUGGUUGCUGAACAAGUUCUUGCGAUUCGUCAAUCGGAACGCGUACAUAAUGUGUGCUAUGUACGGGAAGAACUUUUGCACUUCAGCCAAACAGGCAUUCGACCUGUUGUUGAGGAACGUAUURCGUCUGGUGGUCCUGGACAAGGUGACUGAUUUUAUAUUUUUCGUGGGCAAGAUUGUCAUAAUGGGCGCCACCAUCGCGGCAUUUUACUUCGAGUUCUACGAACCAAUAGAGCCAAUCAAAAAGUUCGAGUUCUUUAAUCAGCCCGUCCUCAAUAAUAAGUGGCUACCGAUGUUCAUCGUGGCCGCCGGAUCUUGGGUGAUAUCGUCAACGUUCUUCCACGUGUAUUCAAUCGCUGUCGACACACUGUUCCUAUGCUUUUUGGAAGACUCCGAACGAAAUGACGGAUCAGCUGAUCGUCCUUACUUCAUGUCGCGGAAGCUGAUGAACAUACUAGGAACGAAGAACGUGUUGUAAUUUCAAAUGCGUCGACGAAAGAGAUGCGAUUUAAAUAUUUUUAAUACGUCAUAUUAUAUUGUACAUACGACCAUAAUAUUAUACAUCAAACUAUAUAUUUGUGCUGCCCACCGCCGACGCCACCRCGGUGUUCGUGUAAAACAUACAAUGAAUAUUCGCCCAAUAAAAUAAUAUAUUGUAUACGUAUAUGUCGUAUACCGGUUCCUCGUCACCCUCCCCUACACAUCAUGUUAUUAUUUUAAUUAACUAUUUUAUUUAAUAAUUUAUGUAUGUGAUUGUAAUAUAAUAAAAUACGCAGGGUGUUUAUAUUUUUAUCGUGAAUCAUGCUGUAAAAUACUUCAAGGAACAUAAUUGAUUUUUUUAAUAUUCAACAAUUUAAUAUUUUACAUUUUUUUAUGAUUAUUAUUUUAUCAAUAAUUACAUUCUUGAGACUAAACAAUUUCUUUUGUUUUCUAGCAUAUUCCUUGAUAGUUUUUUGUAUAAAAAUCACCCUGCAGGUAGCGUAUAGCUUAUUAUCAUAUUAUUAUACUGUAAAUAAUUUUAAUUUUAUACCAAAAAUAACAUAUCGUUCGUAUGUGAUAAAUAAUUUCGUAGGAGGAAUGCUCCUAAAACGAUAAGUCGUCAUGAGUGUAGUGAUUAUAAUAUUAUAUAUAUAUUAUAACCUAUUUAACUAUUAAUAUUACCUUUGAGCUGAUAUACAGUAUAUUAGAUGUGUAUUCUGGUUUAUCGACAGCAUAAAAUGGGAACAGAUUUCAAUGUAAAAAAUGAGAUUUAAGACUAGUCUCUGCUGCUCUAUACUAUUAUUUACGAUAAUAUAAAUUAUUUUUUAAAUAUACAUUCUACCUGCAGUUUGAUGUACAGACUUAAAAAUAAAAUUAUGUAAAGCAUUGGCAAAUUUUUUAUGUUAUUAACAUCAGCUACCCUAAAACCACGUGAUAAUAUAUAUUAGAAUAUUUUUAUACGAAUUAUAUAAAGAGCUUAUUGAUG
Diuraphis noxia (Russian wheat aphid) is the source of this 3397-nucleotide messenger RNA. RefSeq names its product Choline transporter-like 2 (gene Ctl2). NCBI's taxonomy places the organism in Eukaryota, Metazoa, Arthropoda, Insecta, Hemiptera, Aphididae. The record is from RefSeq and is a predicted model, not a curated record. Gene Ontology annotation, cellular component: membrane. Gene Ontology annotation, biological process: transmembrane transport. Gene Ontology annotation, molecular function: transmembrane transporter activity.